GGGGCCCGUGUCUGGCUGAGACACAAAGACCAGCUCCACCCCUCCACCAUCAGCUCCUGUGAUGAUUCGUCCCUGGCCCUUACCACCGACUAUGGGAAGGUGAUCUACCUGCAGAGGGCAGAGCUGAGCAGGGAGAUGGUGUACCCGAUGCACCCUAGCAGCAUCAAUGGCGUAGAGGACAUGUCCACGCUGGCAGAGCUGCAUGAAGCCGCCAUCAUGCACAACCUCUUCAUGCGCUAUCAGAGAGACAACAUCUAUACCAACAUAGGUUCCAUUCUGGCUGCAGUAAAUCCCUACAAGCAGAUAGCAGGCCUGUAUGACAGCACUGCAGUCGAACUGUACGGCAAACACCAGAUGGGGGAGCUGCCUCCUCAUAUUUUCGCCGUGGCCAAUGAAUGUUACCGCUGCCUGUGGAAGAGACACGACAGCCAGUGUGUUCUCAUCAGUGGUGAGAGUGGUGCGGGGAAGACAGAGAGCACCAAGCUGCUGCUGAAGUUUCUCUCUGUGAUGAGUCAAAACUCAGCAAGUACUCCUCUGUCUGAGAGAAGCACCCGGGUGGAGCAGGCACUUGUUCAGAGCAGUCCCAUCAUGGAAGCCUUUGGCAAUGCUAAAACCGUGUACAACAACAACUCCAGUCGCUUUGGCAAGUUUAUCCAGCUCCACUUUUCCCAGAACGGAAACAUCCAAGGAGGCUGCAUCAUUGACUAUUUGCUCGAAAAAAACCGCGUUGUUCGACAGAAUCCCGGAGAAAGAAACUACCACAUCUUCUACGCUCUGUUAGCAGGGGCUGACAAAGAUCACCAAGAUAUGUACCUCCUGUCUGAGGGUCCUGAGUCAUAUCAUUACCUGAGCCAGUCAGGCUGCGUUCAGGACAGAAGCCUUGAUGACAAGCAGCUCUUCAACAGUGUGAUGGAGGCCCUGAAAGUGAUGGAAUUCACUGAGGAGGAGAUCAGAGACGUGUUCAAGCUGCUCUCUGCUGUCCUCCUGAUGGGAAACAUUGAGUUCAUGACUGCUGGCGGUGCUCAGAUUACUUCCAAAGGAGUUGUCAGUAAUGUCAGCGAGCUGCUUGGCCUGGACUCCUUCCAGCUUUCAGAAGUGUUGACCCAGCGCUCCAUGAUCCUCAGAGGGGAGGAGAUCUGCUCGCCUCUCACUGUGGAGCAGGCUGUGGACUCGCGGGACUCGGUUGCCAUGGCGCUCUAUUCUCAGUGUUUCUCCUGGAUCAUAAUGAGGAUCAACCAGAAGAUCAAAGGCAAAGACAACUUCAAGUCCAUCGGCAUCUUGGACAUCUUUGGCUUUGAGAACUUUGAGGUGAACCGCUUCGAACAGUUUAAUAUCAACUACGCCAACGAAAAACUCCAGGAGUAUUUCAACAAGCACAUCUUCUCUCUGGAGCAGCUGGAGUACAACAGGGAGGGGAUCCAGUGGGAGGCCAUAGACUGGAUGGAUAAUGCUGAGUGUCUGGAUCUCAUAGAAAAGAAACUGGGCAUGUUGGCUCUUAUCAAUGAGGAGAGUCGCUUCCCCAAAGGCACCGACUACACCCUUUUGGAGAAACUGCACAGCCGACAUGCAACUAAUCAGUACUACGUGAAGCCCAGAGUCAACGAUCACCAGUUUGGCAUCAAGCACUACGCUGGAGAGGUGCUUUAUGAUGUGCGAGGGAUCCUUGAGAAGAACAGAGACACCUUCAGAGACGACAUCUUGUUUAUUCUCAAAGACAGCAGGCUGGACUUCAUCUACGACCUCUUUGAGCGUGUCGGUAGCAGAAAUGGCGACGAGACCUUAAAGAUGGGAACAGCCCGACGCAAGCCCACCGUCAGCUCUCAGUUCAGGGAUUCUCUUCAUUCACUGAUGGCCACACUAAGUGCCUCCAACCCCUUUUUUGUGCGCUGCAUCAAACCAAACAUGGACAAGAAGGCCAACCGGUUUGAUCCUGAUGUGGUCCUGAACCAGCUGAGAUACUCUGGGAUGCUGGAAACUGUGAAGAUCCGCAGGGCUGGAUUCCCUGUCCGCAGAACAUUUAAGGACUUCUUCAGCAGGUACAAGAUGAUCGUGAAGAACAAAAUCCACACAGAUGAUGAGAAACAGAGCAGCUCGGAGCUUCUCACACUUCAUGACAAAGCCAAGAAAGAGUGGCAACUGGGGAAAACAAAGGUGUUCCUGAAGGAGGUCCUGGAGCAAAGGCUGGAGAAGGAGAGGGAAGAGGUGCGGCGCCGGGCUGGCAUGGUGAUCCGCGCCCACAUCCUCAGCUAUGUGGCAAGGAAACAGUACAAGAGGGUUCUGUCCAGCGUCGUCACCAUCCAGAAGAACUACCGCGCUCACUUUUGGAGGCGCGUCUUCCUGCGCCUGCGCGUCGCCACCGUCAUCCUGCAGAAACACCACAGGGGGCAGCGGGCCCGAUCCGUCUUUCUCCAACUCAAGGAGGAGAAACGAAGGCAGGAGAAGGAGGAGGAGGAGAGGAGGAGGAGAGAGGAGGAGGAGGAGAGGAGGCGAGUAGAGGAGGAGAGGAGGCGACGGGAGGAAGAGGAGAAGAGGAGGAAGGAGGAGGAGGAGGAGAGACAGCGGCUAAUGGAGGCGGAGAUAAGGAGGAGGGAGGAGGAGCUGAGGCUGAUGAAGGAGGAGGAGGAAAAGAAGAAAAUGGCGGCUAAGGCAGACGAGAAAAGGAGCUCGCUGGUAAAUGGUGUUUGUCAAAAGAAGGAGCUGUCUCAGACUCUCUCCCACAGUCACACCUCUGAGGAGGAAAGCCGUCAGAUGGAGGAGAUCCUGCGUCUGGAGAGGGAGAUCGAGCGUCUGCAGAAGCAGCAGGAGGACGGCGUUUCCCUCCUCGGAGAUGUCUCCCGCGAGGAGCUCCGCCAAAUGAGGGACGCAGAGAUCUACAGGCUGGAGAAAGAAGCCUCCCGCGUGGCUACUGAGUUCCUGGAUCUCCUGGACUUUGGCGGUUUGGAGCCGUCCCUCUCGAGCGAAGAGAACCUCCACGACCCGACGGAAUCCACCGCCCCGCUGGCCGAGGAGGAGGUCGACGAGGGUUUCCACGCUGACGAAGAGUGCAUACCUUUGCCGGACUUCCCUUCUCCUGCUGUGGUUCCCCUGGAUAAAGAUGUAUUCCAAAGUAUCCCCCCACCUCCUCCUGCUUUUGCAGAAGGACAAGUAGUACCUCCCACCUCGGCCUCCUCACCUGCAACUACUGCACUCUCUCCUCUGACCCCCAACGGGCUGAGCGAUGCCUCUCCUCUCGCUGACUCCAGAACAUCCAGACCUCCACUUCUUUCUGUAGUCACCAACGGAGAACGGAGGAGGACGGGCAGGGGGUCAGACUUUGAGCCCGCAGGCGAGGAACUGACCCAGACGGACGCGCCUGACGCAGAGUCGGACUAUGACCAGGAAGAGUUUGACGAGGCUCAUGGGAGCUCAGGUGCUAGCACUAAUGAUGGCCAUAUCACGGAUGAGGAGGUGCUGCGAAAAUCCUCCUGCACCCAAAACAGCCUAGACUCCUUCAGAGGCAGCUCAGACUCGUUCAUUGACAGCGAUGAGGAAAACGAUGGCUACGUGGACACAGAUGAGGAAGUUUCCAAUGGGAGAGUGCAUCUGCUGAAUGGCAGCGGGCCUCCAUACUUCCACGGCUACCUAUACAUGAAGAGCGGUCUGAUGAUUCCGUGGCGUCGUCGCUGGUGCGUCCUCAAGGAUGAGACGUUCAUGUGGUUUAGGGCCAAACAGGACUCCGUCAAAUCUGGCUGGCUUUACAAGAAGGGAGGGGGUAUGUCCACUUUGUCCAGGCGCAACUGGAAGAUGCGCUGGUUUGUCCUGCGCGAGUCGAAGCUCAUGUACUUUGAAAACGACAGCGAAGAGAAGCUUAAAGGAACCAUCGAUAUCCGGGUGGCCAAGGACAUAGUGGACAAUCAUGAAAAGGAGAAUGCACUUAACAUAGUGACAGAGGAGAGGACGUACCACAUCUAUGCAGAGUCUCCAGAAGAUGCCAGUGGUUGGUUCAAUGUGCUGAGUCGGGUCCACAGCGCCAGCCCGGAGCAGCUCGUGGAGAUGCACCAUGAACAGGCCAACCCAAAGAAUGCCGUGGGCACGCUAGAUGUGGGCUUGAUUGAUUCAGUUUGUGCAUCAGACAACCCAGACAGACCCAACUCGUUUGUGAUCAUCACGGCUAACCGGGUGAUCCACUGCAACACAGACACACCCGAGGAGAUGCACCACUGGAUCGGCUUGCUCCAGAAAUCUAAAGGAGACUCUAAGGUGGACGGACAGGAGUUCAUAGUCAGAGGCUGGCUGCAUAAAGAGAUGAAGUCUGGGGCCAAAAGCUCGUCUCUAAAGCUGAAGAAGCGCUGGUUUGUCCUCACCACUAACUCUUUGGACUAUUACAAGUCAUCUGAACGUACUGCCUCCAAACUGGGAACUCUCGUCCUCAAUAGUCUCUGCUCUGUGGUGCAGCCGGACGAGAAGGUCUUCAAGGACACUGGUUACUGGAAUAUAAUCAUCCAUGGACGUAAACACUCUUACCGUCUCUACACCAAAAUGCUGAAUGAAGCGAUGCGAUGGGCGAACGCCAUACAGGGAGCAAUAGACAGCAAAGUUCCCAUUGAAACCCCAACACAACAACUCAUCAGGGAUAUCAAGGAGAGCAGUUUGAAUGUGGAGGCUGUGGAGCAGACGUACUGGAGGAACCCCAUCCUGAGAUAUACCCAGCAUCCUUUGCACUCUCCUCUUCUACCUCUUCCCUAUGGAGAUGUCAGCCUCUACUUGCAAAAAGAAAAGGGUUAUACCAGCCUGCAGGACGAGGCUGUGAAGAUUUUCAACUCGCUGCAGGAGAUGGAGGCUGUAUCGGACCCCGUGCCAAUCAUCCAGGGAAUCCUGCAGACCUGCCAAGACCUGAGGCCUUUAAGAGACGAGGUUUACUGCCAGCUGAUCAAACAAACCAAUCAUGUCCCUCACCCCAACAGUCCUGCCAAUCGCGCCCACUGGCACCUCCUGACCUGUAUGAGCUGCACCUUCCUGCCCAGCCGAGGCAUCCUACGCUACCUCAAGUUUCACCUCAAAAGGAUCAGGGAGCUGUUCCCCUGUACUGAGAUCGAAAUGUUUGCCCAUUUCGUCGGCGAGUCUCUAAAGAAGACCAAGACCAGAGAGUUUGUUCCCUCCCAGGAGGAAAUCAUGGCGCUGCUCUCCAGGCAUGAAAUGACCACCACAGUUUACUGUCACGGAGGAGGCUCUUGCAAGAUUUCAAUUAACUCACACACUACUGCUGGAGAGGUGGUGGAGAAGCUGAUCAGAGGUUUGGCUAUGGAGGACAGCAGGAACAUGUUUGCACUAUUUGAACACAACAAAAACAUUGACAGAGCCGUGGAAAGCAGGGUGAUAGUGGCUGAUGUUUUGGCUAAGUUUGAAAGGUAA
Messenger RNA from Labrus bergylta (ballan wrasse), 5391 nucleotides. Lineage: Eukaryota; Metazoa; Chordata; Actinopteri; Labriformes; Labridae. The record is from RefSeq and is a predicted model, not a curated record.